AUGAUUCUCCAUCAUUUUUAAUUCCAAUUAAAAAGUUUUAAUAAUUCUUGAUUAAAUUGUGCGAUCGUUUUGUGCAAAAGUUUUAUUACCGUUGUAUCGGAAGCCAAAAACUGAACAGGAUCGUUCGAUCGAGAGAAUAAGAAAUGAUGGAUUCGGUAUUUCGUACUCGGUCACUUGGUACGGCAGCUGAGGGUGUUCGCGACCAAUACGCGGAUGGGAGAGCAGCCAAGGUCUGGGAGGUGUUCAUCGGCGACAAGAAGCAAAGAACCCAGAAUUAUCGAGAUUUUCUGGUGGGUUUGCUACGAGCAAAAGGGUGCAAUAGGAUCCUAGACGUGGCCUGCGGCACGGGCGUAGACUCGGUAAUGCUUCUCGAGGAAGGCUUCGAGGUGGUCAGCGUCGACGCUUCGGACAAGAUGCUCAAGUAUGCGCUGAAGGCCAGAUGGCAACGUCGAAAGGAACAGGCUUUCGAUAACUGGGUUAUCGAAGAGGCGAAUUGGUUGACCCUGCCGAACGAUAUUCAUCAUCUGCUAGGAGAGGGUUUCGAUGCGGUGAUUUGCUUAGGGAACAGUUUCGCCCACAUGCCAGACUCGUUUGGCGACCAACGAGAACAGAGGCAAGCGCUAUUAAAUUUCGAGCGUUGCGUGAAACCCGGAGGUUUGCUGUUGAUCGAUCACAGAAAUUACGAUUACAUAAUCGAAACUGGCAACAUACCCCCAAAAUGCAUAUAUUACAAUAGCCAACACAUGACGACUAUCAAGCCAUCGGUGUUGUUCGUCUCUGGGAAACCAGCGAUCGUCACCCUCGACUACAUGAUCAACGUAGACGACCCUCACGAGGACGAAAUUGGAGAGCACAUCAGCGAGUUUAGGCUCUCUUAUUAUCCCCAUAGACUGAAUGUGUUCACGAACAUGCUGGACGAGGCGUUCUACUACAGGGCGAAGCACACAAUCUACGGAGACUUUAAGCCUCUCGAUGAAGUCAAGCAACCCGGCUUCUACAUACACGUAAUGGAGAAACCUGUCUAAGAAUCGCGUCGCUGCGAUUGAUUCGUUAUUAUUCCUUAUUAAGCGAUCUUAACGCCGUCUGGUGAAUCUGCUUCCUGCCGAAACGAUAGUCUUCCUUCAGAUGCAUGCCAUGAGAUUUUUGUGUUUGUUCGAUUUCGUCACGCUGGCGUACAUUCGUUUCUAUUUUAAAACUAGGAAUCGAGGAACCAAGCUUUUAUUUUUGAGUUUUUUUUUUUUGCAUUCUCGUGUAAUAUUUUCAAAAUAAGGAACAGAACAAAAAUGAAAGAAUAAGGAAUUAUCUAUCAUUGUACAUAUUUACUAUUACAUUUAAAAAAAAAAAUUAAUUUUAGUUAAUUAAUUAAUGUAGUUAACAUUAGUACUUAUCUUCUGUGAGUAAUGCACCAUUCGACAUUUUAAUUACAAUUUAUCGUUUAAUAAAUAUUUCUCACUGUUAAAUACCAAAUAUUUUUAACGCGCUAAACGCUUUUCCUAUCGUAAAAUUUAUCUUCGAAUAUAACUGGUUAGUUUUUUAAUUACAAUUAAGUAUCGAUUAUUAGAAUUUUGUUUCUUUAAGGGGCAUAGACUGAUCACAAAAUUUAGCUCCUCUUUUUCUGGACUGCAUUUCGCAUCGUGAAUUAUUUUUGUGUCGAUUUUAUUUUUUUUUACUGGAUCGCUUAUCGUUAGGUUUCACUUUUAAUAUUUUGUAUGUACAGAAUAUUUGAUAAGUCACUGGAAAAUUAAAAGAGAUAAUAUAAUAAAAAAAAAAAAAACAAA
This is a messenger RNA of Hylaeus anthracinus, 1778 nucleotides long. It is a transcript of the gene Gnmt, whose product is annotated as glycine N-methyltransferase. Gene Ontology annotation, biological process: protein homotetramerization; one-carbon metabolic process; S-adenosylmethionine metabolic process. Gene Ontology annotation, molecular function: S-adenosyl-L-methionine binding; glycine N-methyltransferase activity; identical protein binding. The coding region runs from base 144 to 1025 and encodes 293 amino acids. Lineage: Eukaryota; Metazoa; Arthropoda; Insecta; Hymenoptera; Colletidae. The record is from RefSeq and is a predicted model, not a curated record. Gene Ontology annotation, cellular component: cytosol. The transcript has 5 exons.